Dracunculus medinensis (Guinea worm) is the source of this 510-nucleotide messenger RNA. The record is from the annotation of a GenBank genome assembly. Lineage: Eukaryota; Metazoa; Nematoda; Chromadorea; Rhabditida; Dracunculidae.
CUAUUAACGAUCGUUGUACUAAUACUACUCGAUCCAUCAUACACAACGGCAUAUAUAUCCGUAAAUUAUGAGAUUGUUCUCAUAUAUAUAAUAGCGGCACUAACUUUGCUGUACUGUAUUGUUUCAAUCGUUAUGUAUGCAAUCAUGCAAAAGCGGAGUAAUAGCGAUAAUCGGCCGACAUCAUUGACCAACUGCGCUCUUACGAAAUGGCGAGUGCUAUUCCUUUAUAUAAUACAUAAAUGUAUAUGUAAAAAUGUUCAGGAAGUAAUAUUCUGCGGUGCUGGAAUGAUUGGAUGGAUGUUAGUUUGCGGAAUUGGAGGCACAAUUUCUCAAAGAACAAUUAUUGAUACUGGCGAAGUGUUCGGCUGGAUGGCGGCUUGUGCUGGUAUAAUUGUUGCACUCUUCCUUGGCAUUCUGGCAUUGUUCUGCUUGAAUAUUAUGAAUGAAAAGAUUCUCAAUCCAAGAAGCAAUAAAUAUGGUUCACAAUACCAAUAUGGUUCAAGGCUUUGA